AUGCCCGCGUCGGCGGUAGCGUCGCACUCAAGCAUGCUGGGCACCAGUUCUUCGUCGUCCAGCGAUGGCGUCCGCAAGGAGCUGCUGGACGUGUUGUCGGAAGUAAAAACGCGGGUGAUGGACACCGUGGGCAGCGUCGAUUUCCCCAUGCCGCAAUUUAUCCUGAUCGGGAAGCAAAGUGUCGGAAAAUCAAGAAUAAUAGAAACGCUGGCGGUAUGCAAGCAACUCUAUAACUUUUUAAGUGUAGAAGUUUUGGCGCUAGGUCGCGAAAACAAAUCUGCUUCCCUUGUCGGUUACAUUGUUUGCCUUACCUGAUAAUGUACUGAGAAUGUAACCAGUGAUCAUGAAUGUAUGAAUGCUCCUCAACUUACUUCCCACGUGGUUUCAGGGCGAGACCUUCAAUUUUGUCUCCGGGACGCUCGGUUCGCGGCGUCCGACGGUGCUCGAGUUUCGCAAUGUGCCCCAUUCCAAGCAAAGCAAGUGGAGCGUGCUGGACAAACAAAGCAACCGGUGGCAGGAGCACCCGGUGUCCCGCGUCAUGGAGCUGCUGGGCGAGGCACACGAAUCGCUGGGGGCCAGUAUCAGCGACCAGCCGGUGAAUGUCAAGCUCGAGUCCCCCAGCUGCGUGGACAUGCAAAUCGUGGACCUGCCCGGGUUCCGCGAGUUCGCGCUGGACGAAGAAAAGCAGCGGCUCGCGGACGCGAUCGAGCGCCUGUAUUACAAUGAAAAAUGCCCCCACCCCCGAACUUGGGAGCAUUUGUAUUGCGAACCUUUCCAGAGGAAGCAUUCGCCCUCUUGCAUCUAUCAGCAUCACAGACUUCCAAUCGUGAAUGGCAAAAAUUUGUAUUGCAAAAGAUCCCAGCAAGAGCGGCGCUUGUCAUGCAAGCGAUGCGAUAUACGCCUAGACCCUGCAUCAGAAAGAUUAUACCCCUUCCAUGCAUGGCAAAAACUUUUCAUUUGGAAACUUCGCAUCAGAAAUUUUUGCAACUGUGGGGGCGGUGGGGGCAUUUUUCACUGUAAUAGCCUGGUCACCCGGUUCAUGGAGGACAAGCGGAACGUGAUGCUGUGCGUCGAGCAGGCGGGCGACGCGGCAAAUUUGGGAACCUUGAACAAGUGCAAAAAAAUCGACCCAAACUUCGACCGCACGAUCCUGAUACGGAACAAGCUGGACAAGUAAGUAAUACUAAAAAUAUCCGCUGGGCGGGUCUGUAGUUGUAGUGGUGUUGCUUCAUCUAUUUCAACAUCGAAUCCUUCUUCAUCACAAUAAACAUUGAAGCUUCAUGCUGACGUUGUUGAAUUUGUCGUCCUCGCCUUGAAUUCUUCGUCUACAGCGACGGCGGAGCUGUACGGGCGGGUCUUGUAAAUUAAGUACUCCUGGUGCCCCCACAACAGGUUCUACCGCGACCUGACCCCGGAGAACGUCAACGACUGGCUGGAGGGUUUUGGCGACCUGCCAAAAAACCUGGAAAAGUUUGCCCUCACCUGUCCGCACUGGCAGGAGGGCCUGGACCAGCCGCCAGAAGGCUUUUCCACCCUGCGCGCGAAGAUGAACGACUAUCCCAGAGGAAAAAGGCUAUCAUAGCAUAACAACGUUUUAUUGCAAAAAUAUAUAAACACUUACGGAUUUUUUUUUGCACCCCGUUGAUCCCGAACAGCACAGCAGGGACCGCCCAGAAGAAGUUUUGCUCGGUUUUUCUUGUCUUUGCAUAAGAUUAUAAAUAGAAAUGCCACACGAUGUUAGGUUUUUUCUCUGGGAUGAAAAGAAGGAUGUGCAGAUAAUAAACGACCUCGGGGUCGGGGACCGGCUGAAGGAGACGGUCGGCUACGCACAGUUCGCGAAAGCGAUGGAAAACCGCAUUGAGGAGAUGUUUGCGGACGCGAUCGGCCCCGUUUUGAAGAAGCUGCGGGAAAUAUCCUGCGUAAAAACGUCCCCACACCAGAGUCAGGAUGGGGAUUUUGCAACACAAGCCUAGGAGUUUUGUGAGUCACGCAUGACAAGUUGCACUCCGCAGUGUAGUGCAGGUUAGCAAGUGCAGCCGCAUCACAUGUUCAUCUGCUCAUCCUGUUCACAGCGUCACAAAUUCCAAAACACGAUUGGCAAUGGCUCUCAUGGGGAUGCGCAUUACAAGUCUUUCUGUCUUUGCAAAUCUGCAUUACAGCUCUGGCGUGGGGACGUUUUUACCCAGGAUAGGAAAUGAAGGACAGCAUACAGGAGAAGAAAUCUAACAUGGAAGAGGAAAUCUCGCACACCAACCCCAGCCAAAUCUUGAACAGCGUGCGCGAGGCGGGGAUGAGCUUCGGCCACGCGUUGAACCACGUGAUGGAAGGGUAUGUGCGGAGCGACAUGGGCCGAAUAACCUUGGAGGAGGAGCUGCGGCAGUUCCACGCAAGCUACAACAGGAACGGAGGUAAGACAGUAGGAGCGCUGUUGAAAAAAAAUUUGUCGCGGUCGUAUGUGUUGGUCCACCUUAGUUUGAUGCCUUGACUCGUCUCAGGAUCAUCUCAGCUGGCAUUUGUAAAGAACGAGCCGCUUCUAACUUCGUGGCAGAGGACCCCACGAAUUUAAUACAAUCGACAUGUAGUCAAGAAACCACAACAUCAUUUUUAUCAGCUGACAAGGACUUCGCGCUGCUUCCCUCCGAAGACUUUCAGAACAUAGACGACUACAUCACGUGUUUGCGCGAAGAGCUAAAAGUUCCCGCUAUGGACGUGGAGAUCAACGGCGGGGCGCAGUUUCGACGCCUCAUGUUCGAGGUCGAAGUUUUCUGCAGGUAGAGCGAGAUUACUGUUGUUCGGGCCUACUUCUUGUCCCCGCGGGACAGAUUUUUAAUGAAAACGACCCAGAACAAUUGACUGGAGGUGCAAAUACAACUAUUGUUCUGGCCAGGAAGAAGUAGAAGCAAAUAAGACAAUAAAAUACGGUUUUUUGUUCAUCGGGAGCGAUGUCACUUCGUAUUCACCGAGCACCAUCGAAAGAAUCAAAAACAAAUUUAGGUUUGCGGAGAUUUGCGUGGAAACCAAAAAGAAGGACGUAAUCCAGGCCCGGGGUGUGGCCAUGCAGUCCCUGACGUGGCGGGAUGUAGUGGUCAAGCUGCUCUCCAUAUCCAGGAAAAAAAGUGUGUAAGUGUAACUUUCUUUGAGAAACAGCAUCACAAAUUUGCUCUACAUGACAGAUAAAACCUGUCACGCAUGGCUUGUAAGGGAAAACACACAUGAAGAGAGGACUUCAUGGCUGUCUGGCAUGACAGGUGUAAUUCUGUUGCAUGUUCUGCAUUACACGCAGUUUUUUUCUUGCACACUCCAACGAAGCCCACCUGCCCAUGAAGAAGCGGGUGCGGUACGUGGGGGAGCGAAUCAAGUGGUUUUUCCAAACGCAGAAGGACGUCAUCGUAGACUUCAUGAAAAGCUUGAAAGGCAGCGCGGACGAGCACAUGUAUAGUUUUUUGUUCGUUGUGGAAAGAUUCGAAUUUUACCGUGUGUUGUUCCGCGCCUUUGAUGCGAUGUUUCUUUUUGCGUGACGAGUUUGUACUGCACUAUCAUGAGGCGAUAGAAGUAGGAAAGAGCGGGUACUAAUAAAAUUUUCACCUCCACGAUCGCUACUCUCAGGUACUCAACGCUGUACUCGAAAACGGUCGCCAUCAUCGAAAACAAUGAGAUGGUGAAGAACCUGGUUUACGAGACCUUCGACCGGGCGGUGGAGCGGCAAUUGUCGCAGUUCAUCGAGCUCUUCGACAACACACUGGCUUCGACCUUCAGCAACCCCUGGGUUUUCCUGAAGCGGGCGUCGACCCAGUUGGACGAAGGGUCCCUGGAGGACGUCUGUCUACCCAGCUUCGAGGACACCAAGGAAAGAAUACCGUCGGAAAUAGAGUCCCGUAGCGGAAUCGAUACUAUUCUGCAGAAGUGGCUCGCGAGUACUUAGAAUAUAAGUCAAUGAUUUGUUCAAAAGAUAAAGAUUGUAGAGGUUUUUACAAAUUUCUUCUCCCUGGGUGCAGUUUGUACAAGCAUGCGAAAAAGAUAAACACGAUCUUGCUCCUCCACCCAGAGCCAGAGCAAGAACCGGGAACAACACGUACAUGACCGUAAUCCGACAUCAGCAAACGAUUACUGUGUCUGUUCGUACAUGUUUUAACAAGGUAUUCCGCAAGAGCCGUCGAUGAUUGACGAUGCAGUGGACAAGGCCCAGAUGCUGCUGCUGAAGACGUUCCAAUUCAUCCGCGCCCAGGUGGCGGACCAGAUCGAGCUCUUCGCGGAGAGUUUCUUCAAACUCCCCAUGAUGAGGCGUUUGGAGGAGGACAUGGCCUCCAUCGAGCUUUCCGAUAUGGACCGCGAGGGGCAUAUGAAUGUGUCAGGAUCGAAAUCGACAAAAUCGAAAAAUUUGUGAUGCAUAAAAUGUAGGGCACUGGAGGCCUGUAUUGGGGAGCAGGCAAAUGAGGCCGAUUGUAAGCCUGUUUAGGGGUGUGCAAUGUGCUGCCAGAGUAGCAUGACAGGAGCAGCCUUCUUUGCCCAAACAGCAUGACAGACCGGAUUUGAGUGCUCCCGAAAUUUGUCAUGCGCCACUUACAAACUGAGGCGCCAACUGGUAUCGAUUUUAUGCAUCGCAAGUUUUUCGAUUUUGUCAAUUUAGAUUCUGGCCCUUCCAUAGGGCACGCCGCGCGGCUGGAAGCGCUGCAGCUGGAGUUCGACACGGUGUGCCAGGAGUUCGACGCGGUGGGCGACAGUAUCGAAAAGCUGCAGACUAUGGAACUGUCAGGAUUGAAAUCGUCAAAGUUGGAAUAGUUUGUCAUGCAUAAAAUGCAACGCAGAAAAUGCCUGUCUUGCAGAGUAGGCAAGGAAGGCAGAUUGUAAGCCUGUUUCGGGGUAGAAAUAGAGCUGCUCAAGUAGCAUGACAAAAGGCGUCUUCCUUACCCAAACAGCAUUACAAACUGGAUUGCGACUCUACUCAAAUUUGUCAUGCGUCGCUGAGAAGUUGGGCUUGCAACUGGUAACGAUUUUAUGCAUUAACUUUGUCGAUUUCAACUCUGACACAUCCAUACAGACCUUCGCGCUGAAGGCACAGUCCAAGCUGCGGUCCAGGAAAAGGUGAAGAUAAAAGGAGCACUUCGUCGGGACGGAGUAGUCACGUGCGGUGCUGGGAAGAUGACCGAGGUUGCUCUUGCUUCGUCCAUCUAUUGGAAAGUGAAAACUUGCCGAUGCCCCCACCGCGGGUUUUGUUCAAGAUGCUCUUGCAAGGAAACUGCAAAAGAAAGUCGCGGAUUGAUCGACAUCGCGAAGGAGCAUCGCAAAAUCAAGAUGUUGUUGCCCGUAAGAUUAAGAAGAUAAGCAUCAAACAAAUCUGAGUAUCGCAGCAGGGCGUGCGGAGACCUGCGACAGCCAUGGCUGAAGAACAAGUAUAAACUCUCAAACAAUUGCGAAAAAAAGAGCGCAUGUAUUGAAAUCUGCGAACCGAGAAGGUCAUGACAUGCUCGCCACACUGUGGAAAAAAAGCCUCCCUGUGCCAUCUGUUCUCGAGCUUCUUGAUCGGACCAAAAUUAUGGAUGAAGUUCGUUGAAAGAAAAUGUUCCAAAUGCAGGAAAGCAGAAAGGCGCCAUCGAGCGCUUCACUUCGUUAACCACUCAGAUCAAAAUGCCAAAUUGACACUCUUUGUGAUGCCGGGC
Messenger RNA from Amoebophrya sp. A120, 5657 nucleotides. NCBI's taxonomy places the organism in Eukaryota, Dinophyceae, Syndiniales, Amoebophryaceae. The record is from the annotation of a GenBank genome assembly.